Messenger RNA from Malania oleifera, 1732 nucleotides. RefSeq names its product cytochrome P450 81C13-like. Gene Ontology annotation, molecular function: oxidoreductase activity, acting on paired donors, with incorporation or reduction of molecular oxygen; monooxygenase activity; iron ion binding. The transcript is spliced from 2 exons. The record is from RefSeq and is a predicted model, not a curated record. The coding region runs from base 82 to 1623 and encodes 513 amino acids. NCBI's taxonomy places the organism in Eukaryota, Viridiplantae, Streptophyta, Magnoliopsida, Santalales, Ximeniaceae.
ACUACUCCGUUAUCAAGUUAACUCCCCCCUCCCAGCCUUGCCCCCUCUUCUCUCUUAGGCACACACAUCGUUUGCUGCACAAUGGAUAUGUUGUACUCUUAUCUUGCUUUCUUCUUCUUCUUCUCCGGUCUCCUAAUUUUCCGACUUAAACAUCGUCCCAGUGGAGUUUUACCGCCUAGUCCAUUUGCACUUCCAAUAAUUGGUCACCUUUACCUCAUUAAGAAUCCACUGCAUGUAACUUUAGAGAGCCUAUCCCUCAGAUAUGGUCCCAUUCUAUUUCUCCGGUUUGGUGUCCGGCCAGUUGUUGUCAUAUCUUCUCCAUCUGUCAUUGAAGAGUGCUUCACCAAGAAUGACAUAAUAUUUGCAAACCGGCCUCUGACCCUGUUUGGGGAUAAUCUAUCUUACAACUAUACUGUAUUUGUGCUUGCUCCAUAUGGUCACCUUUGGCGAAGCCUUCGACGCCUGACUGUGCACGAAAUCUUCUCCUCAAAGGGCCUCCAAAAAUUUUCUGCCAUCCGUGAAGAAGAAGUCUACUAUAACCUUCUUAGCCAACUGUAUGCAAUCACCAACGGGGGUAGCCAAAAGGUGGAGUUGAGGUUUUUUUUCUCCCUUCUGACAUUGAAUAUCAUCACGAGGAUGCUUUCUGGAAAGCGCAGUGUUGAAGGAAAGGAUAUGAGCAUGGAGGUCGGAAGGCAACAUGUCCGAGAACUCAAGGAGAUUUUCAUUCCAAGCGCCUCGAUGAAUAUAUGCGAUUUCUUGCCAAUAUUGAGGUGGGUUGGUUACAAAGGAUUGGAGAAGAAUAUGGUGAAGCUGCAUAGGAGAAGAGAUGAGCUCCUACAGAGUUUGAUUGAUGAGGUUCGACAAAAGAAAACUGUUAACUCUUCUUUACAUGCCGCUCCUGAAACGGAAAAGCAAAAGAACAUGACCAUGAUUGAAACUCUCCUGUGCCUCCAAGAAUUUGAACCUGACUCCUAUUCGGACACUGUCAUCAAAAGUAUAAUUCUGAUAAUGUUUAUUGCAGGAACAGAUACAUCAGCAAUCACUAUGGAAUGGGCAAUGUCACUUCUCCUGAAUCACCCAGAGGUGUUGCAGAAGGUGAGAGCAGAGAUUUAUAACAACGUUGAACGCGGGCGCUUAAUUGUUGACUCAGACCUUUCCAAGCUUCCCUAUCUCCAAUGUGUCGUCAAUGAGACACUCAGACUGUAUCCUGCAGCGCCACUGCUACUACCUCAUUUUUCAUCUAAUGACUGCAGCCUUGGUGGAUAUGAAAUACCACGGCAGACCAUUUUGUUUGUAAACGCUUGGGCUUUGCACAGAAAUCCCAAGGUAUGGGACGAGCCAACCAAGUUCAAGCCAGAGAGAUUUGAAUCCAUCGAGGGGAAGAAAGACGGGUUCAAAUUUGUUCCUUUUGGAGUAGGGCGGAGGGCGUGCCCAGGCAAUACCAUGGGCAUGCGGAUGGUUUCACUGGCAUUGGGUGCUCUCAUUCAGUGUUUCGAAUGGGAAAAGGUUGGGCAGAAGGUAGACAUGAGCUGUGGCUUUGGACCGACUUUGCCCAAGGCUGUGCCUUUGGAGGCUGUGUGUACUCCGUGUAAGAAUUUGGUUGAACUCAUCUCUCAACUUUGAAUCCGGAGUCUGUUCCAGUUCUUUUGCUGUUGUUGUAGUUGUAGUAGUCAUUGUCAUUUUUGAAACAAAGAAAGUGUUCAUUCAAAUAAAAUCCUCUACCCAUCGGCUA